Molecule: messenger RNA, 803 nt
Organism: Tribolium madens (black flour beetle)
Lineage: Eukaryota; Metazoa; Arthropoda; Insecta; Coleoptera; Tenebrionidae
Product: troponin C, isoallergen Bla g 6.0101-like
Exons: 5
Coding region: 100-588 (162 amino acids)
Molecular function (GO): enzyme regulator activity; calcium ion binding
Source: RefSeq, a predicted model, not a curated record
AGGUAACUGUGAUUGAUAGUUCUAUAAAUAUUUUAGCGCUAAUUAAAGACGCUCUAGUUAAUUAGAUUCUGAUCACCAACACGUACACAGGUGUUAAAAAUGGAAGACGAAGAAUUGGAGAAACUCAAGGAUCUUGAAAUAUCAAAAGAUCAGUUGAAAUUACUGAAACAAAUUUUUGAUUCUUUCGAUAUGGAAAAGAAGGGGGAAAUCGGUGUUGACAUGAUUGGGCAAAUUUUGGAUAUGUUGGGACAUCAAUUAUCAGCCGAAGAACUACAGGGUAUUAUUUCCGAAAUUGAUGCUGAUGGUAACGGAGUCAUGAACUUUGAGGAAUUUGCACACUUGGCUGCACGAUUUGUUGUGGAAGAAGAGGAAGACACCGAAGCUAUUUUACGAGAACUAAAAGACGCUUUUAGACUCUACGACAAAAGUGGGCUUGGCUACAUUUCAGUCGAUUUAUUACGAGAAAUUUUGAAAGAACUAGACGAAAAGUUAACUCCGGCGGAUUUGGAACAAAUGAUUGAAGAGAUUGAUACUGAUGGUUCUGGAACAGUCGAUUGGGAAGAAUUCAAGGCGAUGAUGAUCGGCUAGUUUUGUUCCCAAAUUAACACCAUUAUUAGGAAACAGUGAUAUAAUUUCGAACACAAUUUAAUUUCGUCCUGUCAUUGUGCCAAAAUUUCUAUUAUAAGGAUUACACUAUUAUCUCGCCAAAGGACAAAUUGUAUUGUUACAUUGUUAAUCACUUAGGUACUAGAAUAAGUAAAUAUUUAUAUUUAUAAAAACAAAUCAAUAAAAAUUAAUCAAUA